Xenia sp. Carnegie-2017 is the source of this 1488-nucleotide messenger RNA. RefSeq lists its product as uncharacterized. The record is from RefSeq and is a predicted model, not a curated record. The transcript is spliced from 3 exons. Gene Ontology annotation, biological process: DNA integration. NCBI's taxonomy places the organism in Eukaryota, Metazoa, Cnidaria, Anthozoa, Malacalcyonacea, Xeniidae. Gene Ontology annotation, molecular function: nucleic acid binding. The coding region runs from base 1 to 1488 and encodes 495 amino acids.
AUGGCUGCAGGGGGAUUUAAGUUUAGGAAGUGUCUCAGUAAUGAUGAGAGUGUUCUUAAAGAAAUAGAAAGAAGAGAAGGAAGCAAUUUAGAAGGGAGAAAGGUAGAUGGAGUUGUGAAGAAUGUGGUUGAUGAUCAAACUUACGCAAAAGCAUCUGUUGAGAAAAAUAGUGGUAGUGGAAGUUUUGAGAAGGAUACUGGCAGUGCUAAUGGCACAGUGAAGUCAGCGUUGGGAGGAUACGUACAGUUUAUUGGAACAUACUAUUGGUUAGACAGCAUGACUGCAUUGUGCUGGAUCAGUAAUAAGGGAGAAUGGAAACAAUUUGUACGCCAUAGAGUUAACGAAAUUUUAAAAUUGAGCAGAAAGGAUGAUUGGAGACAUUGCCCAGGUGUAAAGAACCCAGCUGAUUUAGGCUCUAGGGGAGUUGCAGCAUCGCAUUUAAAGGGAAGUGAGCUUUGGUGGAAAGGACCAAGGUGGUUGUCAGGUCCACAGUGCAAAUGGCCAAGGGCAAAAGAGGUUAAUGAUACAGAGGAAAGUCUUGCUGAGGUAAAAGGGGCUGCAUUAGUUGCAACACAGGCAAAAGUUAAGCAUGAGGCAGGGAAUACGGGAGCAUUGAGAGUAUCAGAGCUGGUGAUAGCAAAGCAAGUGUUGAUAAAAUGGGCUCAGAAGGAAGUAAGGAAACGUAGUGAUUAUGAGCAAAUAGUCAGACAAUUGAACAUAGUGGAGCGUAAUGGAUUGAUUAAAUGUAAGGGUAGACUUGGCAAUUCAGAGUUAGAGUUAGAAGCGAGGGAACCAAUUUUAUUGCCUAAGGAUCACCACUUAACAGAAUUAAUCAUUAAAGAUUGCCAUAGGAAGGUGAGAGCGACCUUAGCUCAGCUACGCAGCAAAUUUUGGGUGCCUCGAGGUAGACAGAUUGUGGAAAGGGUGAUUGGUAAUUGUAUGAUUUGUAGAAGGCAUCAAGGCCAGGCUUACAAAACACCAGUGCAAGCAGAUCUUCCAGACUUUAGAGUACAAUAUUCCCCUCCCCUUUCUAAGGUAGGUGUGGAUUUUGCGGGACCAUUUUUUGCAAAAGAAGGUGGGCAGAGGGUUAAGGUGUACAUUGCAUUAUUUUCUUGCUGUGUGACAAGAGCAAUUCACGUUGACUUAGGAGAGAGUUUAAGUACACGUUGUUUUUUGAAUUGCAUGCGAAGGUUCACCACUAGAAGGGGAACACCUUCGCUAAUGGUUUCCGACAAUGCCAAGACGUUUAAGGCAACUGAGAAAGCAUUGAAGGGGAUCUAUGAUAGCAAGAAGGUGAAAUCAUUUUUGGAAGGUAAUAGGUUGGUGUGGAAAUUUAAUUUGGCCAAGACACCUUGGUGGAGUGGAUUUGUUGAAAGAAUGGUAGCGUUGGCGAAAGGUUGUCUGAGGAAGAUAUUGGAUAAUGCUAAAUUGAAUAGGGAAGAACUGUUGACGACAUUAGUUGAGGUAGAAGCUACGUUAAACUCCUGA